AAAUGAAUACUGUUGCAACUUCUAUAUUUGCAUUAAUUACAAUAGCAGUAGUCACUACUGCGUUCCGAACACAAAGUGUGGCAGUAAAAGGAAAGCUAAUGUGCGGAGAUCAACCAGCACCGAAUGUUCUUGUAAAAUUACUCGACGAAGAUCACGGGGAUCCAGAUGAUGUUUUAGAUAAUAUGUAUACUAAAGAAGAUGGAAUGUUUAGCGUUAGCGGUUUCGCAUCUGAAAUUACCCCAAUUGAUCCAGAGCUACGAAUUUAUCAUGACUGUAAUGAUAACGGAAAGCCCUGCAAACGGGAGUGGAUUAUUCGAAUCCCAAGCAAAUACAUCUACUUAGGUGAAGAGCCUUCUGAAGCUCUGGACUUGGGAACGCUUAAUCUAGAGAGAAUGAGAUUUCCUCUGCAAUAUUCUCUUCUUCUUACUCUUUUUGGAUAUGUUUUUUGUGUUCCACAACAACAGAUAGGAAGGCAAAACUAUAGAGUGCGGGGAACUUUGAUGUGUGGAACAACACCGGCAAAGGAUGUGAAAGUGAAGCUAAUCGAUGAUGAUUUCGGACCUGAUCCUGAUGACGAAUUGGACAGUGGCUAUACGGAUGCAAACGGUUUCUUUGAAUUGGCUGGUUUCACUACAGAGCGUACCACCAUAGAUCCUCAUUUGAAAUUUUACCACGACUGUAACGAUGGGAUU
Molecule: messenger RNA, 692 nt
Organism: Strongylus vulgaris
Lineage: Eukaryota; Metazoa; Nematoda; Chromadorea; Rhabditida; Strongylidae
Source: the annotation of a GenBank genome assembly